Molecule: messenger RNA, 1726 nt
Organism: Bactrocera dorsalis (oriental fruit fly)
Lineage: Eukaryota; Metazoa; Arthropoda; Insecta; Diptera; Tephritidae
Gene: Sfxn1-3
Product: sideroflexin-1-3
Exons: 8
Coding region: 293-1276 (327 amino acids)
Biological process (GO): monoatomic ion transport; serine import into mitochondrion
Cellular component (GO): mitochondrial inner membrane
Molecular function (GO): monoatomic ion transmembrane transporter activity
Source: RefSeq, a predicted model, not a curated record
UCCGUACACUGCCGACCGUAGCGGUUGAAAAUCGUGUUUCGAGCGCGAAUUAUUUAAACGCUGACAAGUUAUACAUAAAACAGAAGAGCCAAACGCUAGCAAGUGGCAGAGUGGGCAGCAAAAAAAUAAGACUUUUAAAUAAACGGGAAAAACAAAUUUUCCGACGCAAAUCGCGCGGCAUAAGGUAGGAAAAACAACAGCUAACAAGGCACGCCUUCAUUUUUUUGUUAGCAGCAUUACGUGAAAACAGCACUGCCACCACCACCGCACACACAUCGGCAAUAUCACAAACAUGUCAUCAACUGCAGCCGUCACACCACUGCCUGCCAUCGAUAUCGAUCAGCCCAAAUAUGACCAGAGCACUUACAUCAAUCGUGCCAAGCACUUCUUCCUGCUCACCAAUCCGCUGAAUCUCUUAGCCACCAACGAGGAGUUGGAGCGCGCCAAGCGCAUCGUACACAGUUAUCGUGCCGGCAAACCGGUGCAGGAAUGCGGCAGCGUUGAGGAGCUGUGGCGUGCCAAGUACCUGUACGAUUCGGCCUUUCAUCCGGAGACAGGCGAGAAAUCGCUGAUUAUUGGUCGCAUGUCGGCUCAAGUGCCAAUGAAUACGCUGAUUACAGGAUGCAUGCUGUCAUUCUACAAGACCACACCAGCAGUCGUCUUCUGGCAAUGGGUCAAUCAGACAUUCAACGCAGUUGUCAACUAUACAAAUCGCUCUGGAUCAACACCCAUUUCCAAAGAGCAAUUGCUUACUUCAUAUGUAUUGGCCACUGGUGGCGCGCUGACCACAGCACUCUCCCUCAACCGGCUAGUGAAGAAUUUAAACCCGCUAAUUGGACGCCUAGUGCCGCUUGCGGCUGUGGCAGCAGCUAAUUGCAUCAAUGUGCCCAUGAUGCGCAUGCAAGAGUUGAAAAACGGCGUCACUUUGCUGGACGAAAAGAACAAUGAGUUGGGCGUUUCGAAGAAGGCGGCUGCCGUCGGUAUCACAGCUGUGGUGGCUAGUCGUAUUGCCAUGGCUGCGCCAGGAAUGGUGCUAACGCCACUGUUGAUACAGUCGUUGGAGAAACGUGGCUUCCUCAAGCGCUUCCCCAAAGCCAGCGCUCCCAUUCAGACGCUCUUCUGUGGUUUCGUCUUGAUAUUCGCCACCCCGCUGGGCUGUGCAUUCUUCAGUCAACGCGCCGCAAUCGGGGUGGACCGUCUGGAAGAUGACGUGCAGCAAGACAUUAAAAAACACAAUGCCGAGCUUAAAGAAGUAUGGUUCAACAAGGGCUUGUAAGCCAAAAGCAGCCUUAUUGAGAAUUUCUUUUAGAGACUCUGCAUUUUUAAAGGACAAUAAAAAAUUCCAUUUAGUUACUGACAAGCGCUUAUCGUCGUGAGCAUUUGUGUUAGAGAAAAGUAUAAUUACUUAGCAUUUAUAUGUAAUAAAUUUAUAUAGUUGUUCGCGAUUUAAUUGUACUUUAGAUCUUUUGUAGUCAUUUUGCAAACGUUUUAAUUCUGCUCAGCUCUCACCCAGCGUUGCUUUGCAGCAUUGUAAAGAAAUACCUCAUUUGAGCAAUGUUCAUGCUUAAUGAUAUCUUAAUUAAUACUAAUUUAAAGUGUUUUCUUUAUAUUUUUAAAUGUAUUGUACAGGAAAUUGUUUAGAAAGAAACAAAACUGUGUAACGUAGAUAUGUUAUUGCAUACAAAAAUAAAGACUAUUUUUGAAUUAAUGUAACUUCAAUCAAAAA